Molecule: messenger RNA, 2111 nt
Organism: Suillus paluster
Lineage: Eukaryota; Fungi; Basidiomycota; Agaricomycetes; Boletales; Suillaceae
Exons: 4
Coding region: 159-1754 (531 amino acids)
Cellular component (GO): cytoplasm; nucleus
Molecular function (GO): mRNA binding
Source: RefSeq, a predicted model, not a curated record
UCUGGUUUGGCCACGAGCCUUAUUUUCGGCGUUCAUCAUCCUUGUGUUACUUGUACGCUUUUUGUCUGUUCGCCUCGUUUUUUUUCAAGCUGCCGUUACGACUGGUUUAUCACUAAGAGAAGGUCAACGGUCAAUCCAAUUCUUGUUUUCAAUCCAUCAUGACCAGCUCUCCAACUCCCGACAUCGGCUCUUUAUCUCUUAACCCGCAAUCUCAACGCCUCCAUGACAAUUACGAUUAUGACCCAACAAACAGGCAGCAGUAUCAGUUCCAACCGAACCAGCAACUUUCAGGUUUCUCGGGCCAGUAUAAUCCACUAGGAAUGAGUCCAUCUCCUCUUAAGAUGAAGCCUGGUAUACGUGCUGGUCUUCCCACCCAAUGGCUCGACAAUUCAAUGGUCAUCCCCGACAAUCGCUCGCUUUCUCCUCACAAUAACUCAGAUUUCUCUUCCUCGGGUAGUUCUCCUCCUUUGGGUCAUCUCGCCGCCUCUGCUCUAGCUCCCUCGACGCCUAUCCAAAAUGCUGACGAUGAGGUUAUACCAACCGCCAUCGUCGUCAAGAACAUUCCUUUCAACGUCAAGCGUGAGACUCUCCUAGAUAUUAUCGCAUCUUUGUCCAUCCCUACUCCCUACGCGUUUAACUAUCAUCUGGAUCAACAAGGCUCAUUCCGUGGUCUCGCUUUUGCUAAUUUCCGUCAGGCCGCAGACGCUGACGCAGUUGUGGCCGCUUUGAAUGGAUUCGAUGUCCAAGGUCGUAAACUUCGCGUCGAGUACAAGAAAGUCCUUCAAGCCGGUGAAAAAGAACGCAUUGAAAGAGAAAAGGCUAUCAGGCGCAUGCGCUCCAUGCAACUCGAAAAGGAGCAACAACAGGCAGUUCACCAAGCAUACGAUGAUUUCGGUCCCGUCACAGCCCCCGCUUUCACCCCACAGCGAUCCUUCUCUUCUGGUGCCUAUCAACAGCCACAGUACUCACCUCCGCCUAUGCCUCAUCUUCCAAUUUCUCAGCCCUUCAACCCCGCCGCGUCCCCUCCAAUUGCCCCCGCGACACCAAAUCCGUCGGAGAAGUCUUCGGCCUCUAAUGAACUGGAUCUCAACGAUCCUUCAACUUUGGAAAUCUAUUCUCGCAUUUUACUUUUUAAGGACGACAGAAUGAGGGAUGAGCUCGCUUUCUCGAGGACCCUCUCACCAAAGCAAAGGAGGGUAGUUCAUUUGAUUGCUCAGAAGUUGGGCGUGUAUCACUAUUCGGUCGGAGAAGGCGAUGAAAGGUACGCCGUCGUAACUCGCAUCGAUCCUAACAGGACUCAACGGGUCCAGGCUGCGACCCUGUCGCGUGCCCCAUCGGCAUAUCUCUCUGCAACUUCCUCACAAUCGCAGCUUGCAAGCACUUUACGCAUGAAAAAGUCCAUGCCCGAUAUGAAAACUUUGCACACUCAAGCUCCCCGCCUUGCCACUCGUGCCUCAAACGGCAAUAUCAGGGAAGGCUACGCAACGAUUGCUUCCCCUUCUCGCCGCUCUCCGGGUGGUUUCGGCUCGCUCUUUGGCAACUUUGGCAGUUCUGCCAUUCCGCCGGUUCCCAGCUUGCCAUCCAGUGUCACUGGAAACAUGAAUGGUGGUGGUUUUAAUGAAGGUAGUAGUAGUGUUGUCAGACAACCACGAGGCCCUGGCGUAGGCGGCUUUGGAUUGCGUCGUGGCACGAAUUCAGACCAAGCACGUGGCAAUGGACUAGAAGCCAGGUCUCACGAGCCGCUGGAGAUAUAGAAUCUCACCACAGAGACACUCAGGCCUUCACUUCGUUAAUCAUUUUGAGAGUCCCACGACCAGGGUUAGAUGGUGCUCGUAUUAAUUGUUCUCCCCCGCGUAGCUCCUUGCAGGGGUUCCUUUUCGCUGCUAUGGUUUUCCUAGUCCUGUUCUUUUUGUAUACCGCACCAUCAAAUCAAUUACACGUCUCCAUCUCAAAAGUCGACUUUCCCUACUCGUAAUUUCUUUGUACUUUCGUUGUCCGGAUCGCUCUCUUACAUCUCUGCUUUCAUCUCUCUGGAUUCUCUUGCUUCAAACAUUUUAUAUACAUAUCAUAGUCUUGAUUGAAUAUAUAAAUAUAUGCUGCUUGAUGCACCA